ACCAAGCCUGAGUGACGGACAGGUAAACGCAGGAGGCGCCAUGUUGAGUGAAAACGGAAGCGAGUGAUUGUGCAGUUUAAAGAAAAAGGCUGUGGUCAGUUCAGCGACACUUUAUGAAAACACAGAACCGAGUCUGGGUUUGAGGAGCUGAGCGUCCGAGCGCGGCCGAGCGGUUCAGUGGUCAGUCCAGGCUGGUGUGAAGGCUCUCCUCUCCGCGGGACUCUUUUAUUCGGUUCAGUGUGGGAAACAUGCCUCUGGCUCAGUUUGCAGAUCCGUGGCAGAAGCUGCCCGUCGGUCAUCUGGAGAACGAGGAUGACUCUAUGGGAGAUGAUGACGCUCCAGUGAGUGAUGAAGGUCCAGUGAAGGAGAUCAGCAUAACUCAUCACGUUAAAGAAGGAUCGGAGAAAGCCGACCCGAGACAGUUCGAGCUCCGCAAAGUCCUCGGACAGGGGUCCUUCGGAAAGGUUUUCCUGGUGAGGAAGUUAACAGGACCAGAUGCAGGACAGCUUUACGCCAUGAAGGUCCUCAAGAAGGCAACGCUGAAAGUGAGAGACAGAGUGCGGACGAAGAUGGAGAGGGACAUUCUGGUUGAGGUUAACCACCCGUUCAUCGUCAGACUGCACUACGCGUUCCAGACGGAGGGUAAACUGUACCUGAUCCUGGACUUCCUGCGAGGAGGAGACCUGUUCACUCGUCUCUCCAAAGAGGUGAUGUUUACGGAGGAGGAUGUGAAGUUUUAUCUGGCUGAGCUGGCUUUGGCUCUGGAUCAUCUACACGGCCUGGGGAUCAUCUACAGAGACCUAAAGCCAGAGAAUAUUCUUCUGGACCAAGAGGGUCAUAUUAAACUCACAGAUUUUGGUCUGAGUAAGGAGUCUAUAGAUCACGAGAACAAGGCGUACUCUUUCUGCGGGACGGUGGAGUACAUGGCCCCGGAGGUGGUGAACCGGCGAGGCCACACCCACAGCGCUGAUUGGUGGUCGUACGGCGUCCUCAUGUUUGAAAUGCUGACCGGGAUGCUGCCGUUUCAGGGGAAAGAUCGUAAAGAAACAAUGACCAUGAUCCUAAAGGCUAAGCUAGGCAUGCCUCAGUUCCUCAGCUCUGAAGCCCAGUCUCUUCUCCGAAAUCUGUUUAAGAGGAACCCAGGGAACCGUCUCGGAGCCGGUCCUGAUGGAGUCGAGGAGAUAAAGAGACACCCCUUCUUCUCCACGAUUGACUGGAACAAGCUGUUCCGUAGAGAAGUGACUCCGCCUUUUAAGCCAGCCAGCGGCCGGCCGGACGACACCAUCUACUUCGACAGUGAAUUCACCGCAAAAACACCUCGAGAUUCUCCUGGCGUCCCCCCCAGUGCAAAUGCCCACCAGCUAUUCAGAGGAUUCAGCUUUGUAGCAACAGGAGCAGAGAUGGAGAGCCAGCCUCCAAUCCAGACCAACACCAGCAUCAGCAGCGUACUGCAGCAUCGCAGCACGCUGCAGUUCACUGAUGUGUACGAUGUGAAGGAGGAUAUCGGUGUGGGGUCGUACUCCAUCUGCAAACGCUGCGUCCACCAGAUGUCCGGCAUGGAAUACGCUGUUAAAAUAAUCAAUAAGGAGAAGAGGGACCCAGCGGAGGAAGUGGAGAUUCUUCUGAGAUAUGGCCAACAUCCUAACAUCAUCACACUGAAGGACGUGUAUGAUGAUGGGCGUUCGGUGUAUUUGGUUACGGAGUUGAUGAAAGGUGGAGAGCUGCUGGAUAAAAUCCUUCGGCAGAAGUUUUUCUCGGAGAGAGAGGCCAGCGCUGUCCUCCACACCAUCGCUAAAACUGUGGACUACCUGCACGUUCAAGGGGUUGUGCACCGAGAUCUGAAGCCCAGUAAUAUUCUUUAUGUGGACGAGUCGGGGAACCCCGAGUCCAUCCGGAUCUGCGAUUUCGGCUUCGCUAAGCAGCUCAGGGCUGAAAACGGUCUGCUGAUGACGCCCUGCUACACCGCGAACUUCGUCGCUCCUGAGGUGCUGAAGAAGCAGGGUUAUGAUGAAGCGUGUGAUAUCUGGAGCCUCGGCGUUCUACUCUACACCAUGCUAACAGGAUUCACUCCGUUCGCUAACGGCCCAGAGGACACGCCUGAGGAGAUCCUGGCUCGCAUCGGCAGCGGGAAAUUCUCACUGAGCGGAGGAUACUGGAACUCCGUAUCCAACGAGGCUAAGGACCUGGUGUCUAAGAUGCUGCAUGUUGACCCUCAUCAGAGACUGACCGCCUCUCAGGUCCUGCGUCACCCCUGGAUCGUCCACAAAGACCAGCUGCCCAAAUUCCAGCUGAACCGGCAGGACGCCCCGCAGCUCGUAAAGGAGGCGAUGGCCGCCACGUAUUCGGCUCUGAACAGAAACACUUCUCCGAUGCUGGAGCCGGUGGGCCGCUCUACGCUAGCACAGCGCCGAGGGGUCAAAAAGCUGACCUCCACUGCCCUCUGACCUCAGACCUGGGCAUCCAGUGAGGAGCUGUGGACCAAAAUUUAGCAGAAAAAAAUGUUUAUUUGUUCUUUUUUUAUUUCUCUUUCUCCUGGUCUGUUUCUUCCAGCCUCUGCUGACAGGGAGUGAAAUCAGCAUCGUUCAGUGGAGUCACUGCUCGCACAAUCAUUACUGUCUCUGAAACCUGGAGCGUUAUGCAAAAACAUGAAAUCAGUCUAUUUUCUUUUAUUAUGAAAAAAAGGUUCUAGAAAUUUACUUUAUAACAGAAUUGUAUGUGAAUAUAAUGGGAUUUUUUUGUGGGUCCGGGUUCAAAAAGAGUGUUUUAUGCUGAGGAACCUGAGAAAUGUUCGGUUGUUUGUUGUUGUUGUUUUUUGGGAGCAUUUUUCUUGCUAUAGACACACUCCAUGUAGAAAUGACCAAGUCUGCUCGACCUGAACCCCUAAUCAUGAAAGUGCAGAGACUGUGCCAUUCGGAAACUAUUCCCAAAAAAUCCCUUAAGAGGAAAAAUAAUAGUCGCAGCCAUUAGCCAUCAUAGCAUUAUAUAUAAUAAAAGUAUAUAAUUUCAGAUUUCUGAUUUGUAAGUACCGUUUUAGCAAAUAUCUACCAUUUAUUCACAUUUAUUCACAAGAGAAAGACCAGCAGGUCGAGUCUCAGUGCUUCCAUGGCAGUACUUUUCCGUUCCUGUUUGUUUCCAUUAAAGUGGCCACUCCUUGGCAACUGAAUUGUACUGUAACUUCCAAUGGCAAAAAGUUUAAACGGCGUCUGUGAAAUCAAACUCUUCAGGCACAUGUGCACUCUGUCCUACUGUGUUUUCCAUGCGCGACCUCUGAAAACUAUUUUUUUGGAAUAUUUUUGGAUGAAAUAACUUUCCUUUGUUGUAUUACUGAGCUUCAUAAAGGUGUCUUAAGUGUUUUGGUCCAGGAGCUCAGAUAUAUUCUGCAAAAAAAGCCUGAAAAUCUGAUGUUCAGCGAUGCAGAAGAUGCUGAACAGUGCAUCAAACUGAAGGCCAAAGUAGCAAUGAGAGAAAAAUAAACACAAAAUGUAAAACCAUUUUAACCUCAGUCCCUUUAGCCCAGUGUUCUCAGACCCUGAGGGACCUUUAAAGGUGUACUUGGACCUUUUUCAGCCUAAGCUGUAUGUGCAGUGUCUGUAGUGCACGGCCGAUUUCUGCAGACGAUAAUUUCAACACGCCCCCCUGAACUUAGUAAGGAACGGAAAACCAGUUAGCAUGAAACGCGUUUAUAAUGGAAGUCAAUGGGCAGACGCUGAACUUGUGUGAAGAGAUGUGCGAACAACGCUGAUUAAAACCGCACUAUUCUGAAAAAAUAGCAGUCCUGGUUGGUUUAGCUUUCUCUAAGGUGUUCUGGUGUCCAUGGUGAUCAGGAGGCUCCGCCCCCCACCACUGACUGCUUAUGAAUUAGCAUGUAUCCUUCCCUUUGGAAAGCUAGUUCUAAUUACCAUUAGAAAGAACUGAUUGGACAGAUUUACAGCUCAAUUUUAAAGAGUCGACAGAAGAAAUUAAGGUUUUUUUUACACAAAUUCGGAAGCCCUAGAGGUCCAUUAGUUUGUUUUCUCAUGAUCCUGUGUUAUGUCAUUACAGCACAAAGAAAUGUUUUCAUAAGAUCUUGAUGCCGUUAUCUCAACAUAACGAAUGUUAUCUCGAUAAAACGAUGUCCGUUUUGUUGCGAUAAUAAAAUUAACCCGAAAUUUAGAGAAAACAGCCUUUGUUUUGCCGCAAUGACAUAAAUAUCACAAGAUCUCAAGAAAACAAAUGGAACAAAUAAUAAACUCAUAAACUCAUUAUCAUGGGAAGACUGAGUAAAAAAACAUGCAAAUCCAAAUACAAAUAAUAACGUUUGGCAUAAACGUUUACUGCCCAUUGACUUGUAUUAUAAGCCUUUUUGAUGCUGCUAUGUUUCCUCUUGUUUUCUAAGUUGGAAUUGAAGUUACUGUCCGUGCUAAUCGCUCGUGCGCUACACGUACAGCAGGUGGAGACCAGGGUGGAAAAAUCUGGACUAUUCCUUUAACUCUCCAUCAUCACUCCUUUCUGUCUUCUUUCCGCCGUUUAAAGAAAAAGGGAAUAAGUGUGACGUGUGUUCAUCAGAUUUGAUACUAUAAACUUUUCCAGUGAACAGACUUUUUACAGAGAGACGUUCAGAAUGUAUUUUUGUACACGUGUUCAAGCUCUUUUCUACUCCGGUGUGUGAGUGAGUGGGUGAGUGGGGGUGCAGGUGUUGCGUUUGGCCUGGAGCUCCUGCAGAGAGCCUUAACUACUGCUGUCGAUUCUUCCAUGUGGGUCUGAAAGCGGUCUUAUUACUACUAUGAUGGGAAAUCAAACGUUAUAAAGAAUAACCAUAAUAAAAUCUUUAAGUAUUUAUCAUUA
This is a messenger RNA of Colossoma macropomum (tambaqui), 4824 nucleotides long. It is a transcript of the gene rps6ka3a, whose product is annotated as ribosomal protein S6 kinase a, polypeptide 3a. Gene Ontology annotation, molecular function: ribosomal protein S6 kinase activity; magnesium ion binding; ATP binding. Gene Ontology annotation, biological process: protein phosphorylation; intracellular signal transduction. The record is from RefSeq and is a predicted model, not a curated record. The transcript is spliced from 22 exons. Lineage: Eukaryota; Metazoa; Chordata; Actinopteri; Characiformes; Serrasalmidae. The coding region runs from base 249 to 2444 and encodes 731 amino acids.